This is a messenger RNA of Papaver somniferum (opium poppy), 2116 nucleotides long. Its product is annotated as general transcriptional corepressor trfA-like. The record is from RefSeq and is a predicted model, not a curated record. Lineage: Eukaryota; Viridiplantae; Streptophyta; Magnoliopsida; Ranunculales; Papaveraceae. The coding region runs from base 692 to 1702 and encodes 336 amino acids. The transcript has a single exon.
AGUUCAGAGACAAUCAACACCAGAACAAAAAACAAAAGAGCAAAGAAAGAAAAUUCAUCAAAACCCCGACAAUGGCGACUCUCUGAGUAAAAAAGUAAACAAAAUUAUGAUUAUUUUGCUGCAAUUUUUAAUAACAAUGUCAGAAGAAAAUCUGAAAAUUUCUGGUUCAUCUUUGUUUUCUUCUCAAAUUUAUUGUACUUUGAAAGCGAUUUCUCUCUGAUCUCAUCAUCAGAUUUCGCUUAUUUUCUAGGUUUUUUUAUGUUGAGCUGUAUAAAUUUUUACUAUGUCUUGAAAACUCUUUUGGUUUUAUUGCAAAAGAUUUGAAUAUUUUGUUGACGUAAUUUUCUGAAUUUCUCUGUAUAGGAUUAGAUCAGUGAUGAUGACAUUGAUGAGCUGUGAGCAUCUGUGUUUUUUUAAAGCAUGCUUUCUAGAGUCUAGACAGGAAAAGUAAAACAGAGAGUGAAACAACUAUUAAUACUACUACCUGUAUUCUUCUUAGCAGAAAGAAAAAAAACCAUUACUGAAUCUUCCUUCUAUCUUUUGGAAGGUUUACUGGGUUUUCUUUUCCCUUUGAUUUCAAAUGCUUUUGAAAUCUCAUCUACAUUAUCUGAUCGUUUAAGAAUUUCAAGUUUAUUUUCUACUUCUUCUAGCUCUGUUUAUUAGGUAAAAAAAAAAGAGUUUCAUAGAAUCAAUGGCGGAUUUAUUUCAUCACUCUUCGUCAUCAGGAACAAGAUUUCAAACAGCGAUAUGGACAAUGAAGCUUGUAUUUCUGUUAAUCGGAAUAAUUUCAACAUUCCUUCUGUUUAAACUUGCAAUACCUUACUCUUUCUCUCUUUUCAUUUCUACACUUCCUCGUAUCUGGAUCUCAUUUCGAAGCUGGUUAGCUCCUCCUUAUCUUUACAUACUUGUCAACUUCAUCAUCAUAAGUAUUGUUGCUUCAUCAAAUUAUCAACAGAAGGUUUCAGAAAUGAAGAACAAACAAGUUGACAGGGAGACGGAGGACGUAGUCAGAGAGUCACAGAUGAAGAAGAAGAAAGUUGAGAGAGAAUCUGAGAAGAAGAAAUCUAGUAGAAGAAAGCAAAAACCAGAUCAGAAAACAUCGGUGAGUUUUUCAGAAUGCGAUGAGUUUGUGUCAGUUUCCGGCGAGAAAUCUGUAGUUUUUGUCAAGAAAUCGGUCGAGUCUUCACCUGAUACUCGUUCUGAUACUUCGUGUGUGACUGAUUCCGACGUUUCACCACCUGUGAGCCGCCGAAAAUCGCCAGAAGUUCAUCGUAAACUUUCUAAAUCGGUUGUUGAGCCGACGAAGCAAAUCAGUGUAGCUGAGGAAUUGGAACAGAACGAUUCGUUAGACGCUACGUGGACUGCGAUUAUAGAAGGACGUGGAAAACCUCCAACUAAGCAUUUAAGAAAGAGUGACACGUGGAAUGUUCCUCCAACUGUGAUUCUCCCCGGCCAGGAUAAGAAAGAACUGAGAAAAUCUGAGACGUUUAACGACGUGGCCUCUACCGGCUCAUCUGGAUCGGGUUCUUCUCGCGGUAGUGGUGGUGGUGGUGGUGGGUUGAGAAGAGAAAGUUCGUUGAGUCAAGAUGAGUUGAAUCGGCGAGUUGAGAUGUUUAUUAAGAAAUUCAAAAAUGAUAUGGUACUUCAGCGACAGGAAUCUUACAAGCGUUAUCAUGAGAUGGUUAAUCGUGGAGUUUACUAGAAAGGAAGAAAUUUAUUGUAAAGGGCUUCAAUCUGGGCCGAUGAAAAAACUGUAAAAUCUUUGACGUAUAAGUGUGACUGUGUGGGUGACUAUAAGCUGGAUUUUUACGAGCUUCGUCUGAUUACAACUGAUGCAGUAGUAGGGUUCGAGGUAUAAAUGGGACGGUGACGAUUGGUCUGAUGAUCUGAUCAAAUCAACUGAACGGUUAGGAUAUAAUAUGAAUCUUUUCAGAUUGGUUUUUUGGCAACUUAUAUAUAUAGUAGGUUAGUAAAUGGUAAGUUUGUACUUUCUUUUUUUACCGUUGGUUACUUUCCGUAUUCUCACAGUAGAUUUUGUGGAUGGUAUUGAAAGCGUGACUGACCUGAUAAUCUCUUUUGUAAGGAAAAAAGAAAUGAAUUUUUUUUUUGUGUUUUA